CUCGCGGCCAGCCCGGGUUGUGCAGGGUAGGUGGGCACAGACAGAGAGACUACGGGUCGGGGCUGGGCUCAUCGUGCUGCGAACAAAGGAGUCUGCGGCGGUUCCCGGUUCCGCCGAGGACCAAAGCUUCGCUGGACUCUUGAGGCUCCGCGGCUCCGGGUCGGCUUCCCCUCGGUUCCACCGCGGGCGCCGCGGCACCUGCCGCCGAGUGCUGCCCAGGGAGCCUGUCCCGUCCGGGGCUCAUGAUGGGGCUGAUCUUCGCUAAACUGUGGAGCCUUUUCUGUAACCAAGAGCACAAAGUAAUCAUUGUGGGACUGGACAAUGCGGGGAAAACCACCAUUCUUUAUCAAUUCUUAAUGAAUGAAGUAGUUCAUACUUCUCCAACCAUAGGAAGCAAUGUUGAAGAAAUAGUUGUGAAGAACACUCAUUUUCUUAUGUGGGACAUCGGUGGUCAGGAGUCUCUGAGGUCAUCCUGGAACACCUAUUACUCAAACACAGAGUUCAUCAUUCUUGUUGUCGAUAGCAUUGACAGAGAACGCCUGGCUAUUACAAAAGAAGAAUUAUACAGAAUGCUGGCUCACGAGGAUUUACGGAAAGCCGCAGUCCUCAUAUUCGCAAAUAAGCAGGAUCUGAAAGGGUGCAUGACGGCGGCUGAGAUCUCCAAGUACCUCACCCUCAGUUCGAUUAGGGACCACCCGUGGCACAUCCAGUCGUGCUGUGCGCUCACAGGAGAAGGGUUAUGCCAAGGUCUAGAGUGGAUGACCUCCAGGAUCGGUGUGAGAUAAUCUUUUUGGUGAAAAAGACUUCUCUAUUUAUUCGGUGACAUGAACAUUUUUCCUAAUACCUUUGGCUGCUAAGGCAGCAGCAUGUUUAAUUUAUGACAACACAAACCUCCAAGUGACGCUUGAAUCAAGUGCCACUGUACUGGAACAUAAAGAUGGUUUCUUACCUUUGUUUCAAAUGUACUAAUCUCAGUCGGACGAGCAUAACGUGUGACUAUGUUGUAGCAGCUGGACUCUAAUGACUCUGUGUAUUCUGAUUACUCGGUGACUGCCUUGUAAAAACCGUUUGUCGUCUAUUUCCUGUUAUCUGAAGUUUUGUUAUGUCCUUCAUAACCGGUUUCUCACACAUGGCCGCCACUUCCUUCUGAGGUACUUACUGGCUUGACAGAACAGUAGUGGGGAUCGUCUUUUAUUUAUCCAGCAUGAAGCAUUCUUUUCUCUACAAACCUUUUUAUCUUUUGGACAGAGUUAAUUACAAUGAGAAAAGUCUACCUAGAAACUGUGUUAUGUGUGUGUGUGUGUGUGUGUGUGUGUGUGUGUGUGUGUGUGUGGUGUGUGUGUGUGUGUGUGUGUGUGUGUGUGUGUGUGUAAGCAUCAAUAAUACUUGUCUUUACAUCUUCCUCACCUCACUGCAUGUGAUAGUAUAAUUUUAAGUUGCUCUUUGCAUGAGAAUCAUUUAGUCCAUUUAUUCAUAGAAGGAGUUAAGCUCACUUUUCUGCCAACCAUAUUUGGUUUAAAAACUAAUCAAGGGGAAGCACGAAUUAAAAAACCCCAGCUUCAAUGGCAAAUGCUAUUGGCUCCAUCUAGUAGCUAAAGAUUUUUCAGUGUGUAACUGUCAGAAUUUAGUAAAACAUGCCAACGUAAAUUAGAGCCAGGACACUCGGGAUAUGUUUUCCAUCAGGUUACUGCCUGCUUUAUUAUCAGCAUAGCCUCAGCUGUUUUGUCAGAGAUGCCUCACCUGCUCUGGCAGCAGCCUAAGCACGGCACGCCUUAUUCCUUAGGUGUGCAGUAGUAGCUGUCAGAGCGUCUUUAUCACCAGCAGUAUAUUACUGAAAGGCAGCACAGCAUGGUCUGUCCGUAACCUGGCUGAGCAUGAGGGGAAAGAGGCUUCAGAUUCGUUUUGCCCCACCUCCUGUCUCUUGUGCAGGUCGACUCGUGUCCUAAACUCUUACAGGGUGCUGCUGAGUUUAUUCCUAGCUCUGAGAAUGUUCCUGUGAGACUCAGCGAUCGUGUUCUCUGUUUGUUUGUUUGUUUGACUGGGUGUUUGUUUGUUUUGUUUUGAUAGGGUUUCUCUCUGUAGUCCUUGUCCUGGAACUCACUAGGUAGACCAGACAGUCAUAUUCUUAGCAACGUAGAUGCUUUUAUUGGUUACAGAAAUGAAAGUAAAGGGCCUAAUGCUGACGUCAGACUUGCUGGGUGGUGUUAAUGGUUCCCAGGGCAGUUGUCUAAGAUGAAAAUAAGAACGAGCUCUUAAGUUGAAGGGGGACGAAUUGUUGUCAUUGGCCUUGUCUACGCCAUCCCAGUCAUUUGCUGUAUGAAAGGGAUAAAAUAUGUACUAAGGGGAAGUUCUUCAUUUUUUCAGUAUUUUUCAUUUGGAUCAAAAUAAGCUUCAGUGUUCAUAAAUGCCUGCUCAAAAUUGAUAUUUUCAUUUCAGGUUUUUUGUAUGUAAGUUGCCUUAAAUUUUACUCUCUUUUGGGGUGUACUCAUUUGUUAUGUUCAGUUAAUUUAGUUGAACUUGAUAAUAUUUCUUUUAGUGUUUGUACCCUUCAUCUGGAAAAGUAGUUAGAGGAAAACUUUUCUGGAAUUUUGGAAACUGUUUAAACUUUGAAUCUUUUUCUUAGUGAUUCUAUGCCAAGUAGAGUAUAAAUUUAAUUUUUCUUGUGUGUUUUAAAUAUAACUCAUAAUCAAAGAUGAGAGAGAAAAGCAGAUAUUAAUCAGUGUGGAUGGUGUGUGGCGGUUGUGGGAACUAAGAAAAUACCAGUUACUUAAAGCACACUUUGCCUGAAUUUUACUUUGUUAUGUUUACCAUAAAUAUUAAAAAAUAAUUCUCAUAAGCCUGUCUGGAGACAAAGCAUAUUUAAUGUCCCAAUAUUUCUUCUUAUGAAAUAAUUUUCUGCCUCCCUGUAUCUAAUAAGAUUGGCUGGUUCAAUUUUCCUCUAUCAGAUAAUAUGGUUAUUUUUUAUAUUACCGCAUCAGCAUUAUAUUGAAAGUGUUUUUUAAUAGUUGAUUGUAUUUUGUCAAACAGCUACUAGUAUAGAUGCAGAUUUGCUAUUUAAUUGUUGAAAGUACAGUUUAUUUUACAUGUAAAUCCUUUUUAAAAAGCAUGAUGAGUUUGGAUUAGAAGCAACUGCUGGUGGUUAUUUGAAAAUGGAAUCAGCAUUCAGUAGAUUGAUCUGAUAGGUCCUGUGAGGCCUGUGAAGAGGCCUCUCAUUCUCAGCAGUAGGAAACGAGUCACCCUUUACUCCAAGAGAAUGUUUGGAUCCCAACAAGCUUAAGAUGCUAAAGCACUUCACUGGAACAUUCGCUGUAAAUCAAAUGACUGUAAAAUAUUAUUUCACGGACUUUUAAGUGUACGAUGGGUGCCUUUGUUAGUUUGAGAUGAGUUCUCGAUUUUUUUAGUCUGUUCUUUCAAGGUCACAUCAACAGGGAUGAUGUGGAGGGAGGGCUAGUGUUUCACCUUCUCCUUUGUCUCCGUAUGUUAUUUAGGAAAGUUUGUAUCUUACAGAAACCUCCCACACCUGCUCUACACCUUCAGAUUAUCUCGUAUUUUUAAUUUCAAAAUGAAGACUUUUUUACCUUAAAAUCUUUUCAACGUUACAGUUAAAAGUGCAAAACAAACAAAAAACCUAAAUUAACCUCCCGUUGCAAAUGACAGGUACCAUUUCCUUACCUGAGCAUGUUGUAGUCACCUAGAAGCUCAUUUGAGAAUCACUGUAGAUGUAACACUCACUUUUGUAAGGGAAUGCACUAAAUAUUUUUUAUUGUUAAUAUGAUAUAAUUUCUUAAAACCUGAAAUAUAUAACCUGUUGAAAACUGGAGGUUGAAUCCACAAUGCUUGCUUUUAGGUUCUUGUGUUAACAUUCUUAAGGGGGUAAUACUUUUACUCUGUGUUCACUAAAGAAACAGUAUAUACAUUUCAUUCUUUAAAACAUCAGCUUUACAUAAUUCCCAUAGGAAUAGCAUUUUUUAAAGUGGGGAAUGGCUGGAGACAGAGUUUCUAGUAGCCAGGGUGAGCACCGAGACCAAUGCAUGAUGCCCCUGCUUCCCCAUCCCCGUGCUGAGAUUGCCAUAGGUUUUAAUUGAAUAUAAUUUAGCUUUCAUUGUAGCAUAAAGGGAAAAGUUGUCCCCCCCCCCCACUCCUGUGGAAAGAAUAAGGGAUACAGGCAGUGCUUUAAACAAUAUUCUCUGACACUGGCCUCCAAGAAAUCUUUGAAGAAAAUAAGAGGUUUUAUUAAGUUGAUUAUGAGCAGAAUUGAUCCAAGGUCAUUGAUUGAAAGCCCCACUGUGUUAAAGUGAGGAUUAGCAAACAGACUGGGUUUAUGGAUUACGCCUCAUGCUAUGACGCCUCACUGGCACCUCUCUCUAGAGGCCAGUUCCAUUCACCAACUUAUUUGUGGUUUUGGAACAAAAUCUUGACAGUGCACAGAAGCGGCUGUGUUCAUCAGAAAACAGCUUUGAGUUUCGUAGAAGUAGCACCCAUGCGUGUUGGAAACUCACUUCUACAGAACUUAAGCAAAGUUUUGUUUUGUUUUGUUUUGUUUUCCUGGCUUUUCUGGCUGCACAGACAUGGUUAGUGUGCUCUAUUCUCUGCCUUUAAGGCAUCCUAAACACUUGGCUUGCCCGCACCGAAAGAGUAGCAUCCGCCAGGACAUCGCGUGUCCUUCAGUCCACUGCCUGUGCAAACGGCUGCUGUUAGGGUUUCAGUGUCAUCUCUCCUUCAUUCAUUUAAUGUUAGUGUGAAGACUGAAACCCGGGAGCCAGGGUUAUGGGGGAAAAGGUAUAUUUUAAGAAUUACAGAUGACCAAAGGUCUACAGAUGUCAAUAGGAGACCUAGGCAUUCUGCACCUCGUUUCCUGAGGCUGCAAAGCCUGAAGACUGGUUGGCAUUCUAGGAUUAGAAUCUAGAACUUUAGUCACAGAGGCUCCUUGAGUUUUUUAAGACCAGUACUCAAGGGUUGGGGAUUUAGCUCAGUGGUAGAGCGCUUGCCUAGCAAACGCAAGGCCCUGGGUUCGGUCCCUAGCUC
Molecule: messenger RNA, 5025 nt
Organism: Rattus rattus (black rat)
Lineage: Eukaryota; Metazoa; Chordata; Mammalia; Rodentia; Muridae
Gene: Arl5b
Product: ADP ribosylation factor like GTPase 5B
Exons: 6
Coding region: 243-785 (180 amino acids)
Biological process (GO): intracellular protein transport; protein localization to Golgi membrane; vesicle-mediated transport
Cellular component (GO): cytoplasm; trans-Golgi network
Molecular function (GO): GTP binding; GTPase activity
Source: RefSeq, a predicted model, not a curated record